Molecule: messenger RNA, 758 nt
Organism: Perognathus longimembris pacificus (Pacific pocket mouse)
Lineage: Eukaryota; Metazoa; Chordata; Mammalia; Rodentia; Heteromyidae
Gene: Rac2
Product: Rac family small GTPase 2
Exons: 7
Coding region: 104-682 (192 amino acids)
Biological process (GO): small GTPase-mediated signal transduction
Molecular function (GO): GTPase activity; GTP binding
Source: RefSeq, a predicted model, not a curated record
UUCACAGCUGGGGCACCCCGCCUGCCUCUCCAUACCGGGGGACCCACACAGACGCUCAGCCCUCACCCCACAGCUGCCCCUGGGCCGUGGGCCGGCGGACACCAUGCAGGCCAUCAAAUGUGUGGUCGUGGGAGAUGGAGCCGUCGGCAAGACGUGCCUGCUCAUCAGCUACACGACCAACGCCUUCCCGGGAGAGUACAUCCCCACCGUGUUUGACAACUAUUCAGCCAAUGUGAUGGUGGACAGCAAGCCGGUGAACCUGGGCCUGUGGGACACGGCUGGCCAGGAGGACUACGACCGCCUCCGGCCCCUCUCCUACCCCCAGACGGAUGUCUUCCUCAUCUGCUUCUCCCUCGUCAGCCCUGCCUCCUACGAGAAUGUGCGUGCCAAGUGGUACCCCGAGGUGCGCCACCACUGCCCCAGCACCCCGAUCAUCCUGGUGGGCACCAAGUUGGACCUGCGCGAUGACAAGGACACCAUUGAGAAGCUGAAGGAGAAGAAGCUGGCGCCCAUCACCUACCCCCAGGGCCUGGCGCUGGCCAAGGAGAUCGACUCCGUCAAGUACCUGGAGUGCUCCGCCCUCACCCAGCGGGGCCUGAAGACCGUCUUCGACGAGGCCAUCCGCGCCGUGCUGUGCCCGCAACCCACGCGGCAGCCCAAGCGCCCCUGCAGCCUCCUCUAGGGGUGGCAUCCCAGCCCUGGCACCCGCGCGGUUCUACCCUCCGGUCCCCCAUUCAAAGCCGGAUGGCACCCUGCCC